Molecule: messenger RNA, 969 nt
Organism: Pisolithus orientalis
Lineage: Eukaryota; Fungi; Basidiomycota; Agaricomycetes; Boletales; Pisolithaceae
Exons: 10
Coding region: 1-969 (322 amino acids)
Source: RefSeq, a predicted model, not a curated record
AUGACCAGCAUCUCAGCAUUGGAGAGUGAAGGCAGCAAGGAAGGGGAACUGGAGGUUGAGGUGAUUGGAGCCAAAUUGGAGGAGGAUGCACCAGAAGUCAAGGGAGGAGGAGUUGGACUGGGAGAUGGAGACUUGAUAACAGACAGCUCAAGCAACACAACACCAGUUGCAAGGAAUGGGUGGGUGGAUAGGAAAGCCACUGUCCUUCGAAGUGCACUCAAUGAGCUUGAUGUGCCAAUCCAGCCAGUAAACAUGCCAUUGGAGACCAGAUUCCCCAAGAUGGUCCACAUUCUGGACCUUGAGAAGUCAGCUAAGGAGCAAAGAGGGAUGAAAGAAGGAUGUGUGGCCAGUCAAGGGAGAGUCAGCAGGAAGAUGGUCUGGGCCAGGCUCAGAGGCAUUGAGCACCUGGAGAUGGAGGGUCCAGAGGACCAGGGAGUGAAGGGAGAGGGUGUGCAAGACAGUGUGACAGUGGACAUGGACAUGGACAUAGAUGAUGGGAUGUCUGGGAGCAUGUCAAAGGUUGGAAGAUCAAGAGCAGGGCUAGGGUCCAGUUCUUGGAUGAUGACAGUCACAGGCAUGGGCUCCAUGGGGUGGAAGCUGGAGGACAGAGGUGGCAUGUGCAAGGUUGUCAGCUGGGAUGCCAACAUUGGGAGAUGGGUUGUUGGGAUUGGACAACAUGGGAGUGAGGGCAAGAAAAAGAUGAGUGAGGAAAAAUGGAGGGAAUGUGCAAGAUGCUACAAACUCAAGCAUUUGGAAGGCAGAGAGAGUUGGGAGAGGGGCCAGUGUACCAUAGAAAGAAUGUGGUGUAGAGCAGAGGAAGCCUCCCUGGGUUCAAGUAAGAGGUUAGCUUUGGAGAUGUGGAAUAUUGAGGGCAUGAGGUGUCAUUUUGUUGGGGAUUCUCCACCACCCUUCCUGGAGAUUCUCCAGGGCAGCAAUUUAAUAUGGUUGGAGAAAAUGUUUUCUCUGUAA